This is a messenger RNA of Sardina pilchardus (European sardine), 1359 nucleotides long. RefSeq names its product protein arginine N-methyltransferase 8-B (gene prmt8a). The record is from RefSeq and is a predicted model, not a curated record. The transcript has 10 exons. Lineage: Eukaryota; Metazoa; Chordata; Actinopteri; Clupeiformes; Clupeidae. Gene Ontology annotation, molecular function: protein-arginine N-methyltransferase activity. Bases 5 to 1225 code for a protein of 406 amino acids. Gene Ontology annotation, biological process: peptidyl-arginine methylation. Gene Ontology annotation, cellular component: plasma membrane.
UCAUAUGGGAAUGAAACACUCUUCCCGUUGUCUACUCCUUCGGAGAAAAAUGGCGGAGUCCGACAACACAGAGCAGCAGCCUCUGAGUGCAGCUCCAUCGCAGUGUCAGCCGUCGCCGCUGCCCAAGCCCGUCACGUCCAUCCAGUCUGUCCAUCACUUGCCCCGGCCCGCCCACAUCCCGCACUCCACCACCCUCCCCAGCUGCCCCGGCCGUGGCAAGAUGUCCAAGUUCCUGGACCCGGAGGAUAUGACAUCGCGAGACUACUACUUUGAUUCCUACGCUCACUUUGGAAUACACGAGGAGAUGUUGAAGGACGAGGUGCGGACGCUGACCUACAGGAACUCCAUGUACCACAACAAGCAUGUCUUCAAGGACAAGAUCGUGCUGGACGUGGGCAGCGGAACUGGCAUCCUGUCCAUGUUCGCUGCCAAGGCUGGUGCCAAGCACGUGUACGGGAUCGAAUGCUCCAGCAUAUCGGAAUAUUCAGAGAAGAUCAUCAAAGCCAACCAUCUGGACAGUGUGAUCACUAUAUUCAAGGGGAAGGUGGAGGAGGCGGAGUUACCUGUGGAGCAGGUAGACAUCAUCAUCUCUGAGUGGAUGGGCUACUGCCUCUUCUAUGAGUCCAUGCUCAACACCGUCAUCUUCGCCAGGGACAAGUGGCUGAAACCUGGCGGUCUGAUGUUUCCGGACCGAGCAGCCCUGUACGUGGUCGCUAUUGAAGACCGGCAGUACAAAGACUUCAAAAUCCACUGGUGGGAGAACGUGUACGGGUUUGACAUGACGUGCAUUAGGAACGUGGCCAUAAAGGAACCUCUGGUGGACAUCGUGGACCCCAAGCAAGUGGUCACCAACUCUUGCCUUGUCAAGGAAGUGGACAUCUACACAGUGAAGCCAGAGGACCUGUCCUUCGCCUCCGCCUUCUGCCUGCAGGUCCAGCGCAACGACUACGUCCACGCGCUCGUCACCUACUUCAACAUCGAGUUCACCAAGUGUCACAAGAAAACAGGCUUUUCUACAGCGCCUGAUUCUCCGUACACACACUGGAAGCAGACAGUGUUUUACCUGGAGGAGUACCUCACGGUGAAGAGAGGAGAGGAGAUCAAAGGCACCAUCGCCAUGAAGCCCAAUGACAAAAAUGUGCGCGAUCUGGACUUUUCCUUUGAACUGGAUUUCAAGGGCCAGUUGAGUGAUGCCGCUAUCGCUCAUGAUUACAAGAUGCGCUAAGCGUGACUGUCCAGCAGGGGGAACCAGAGUGCUGUGCAGCCACUCCUCCCCAGGGCCAUAGGCCACCGUCCUGGUAACAGGCACCCCAGAAGAAGACCAGAGCAGAGCGGCUGACGAGGCCAGCGGUGGAUGUC